Molecule: messenger RNA, 2734 nt
Organism: Myodes glareolus (Bank vole)
Lineage: Eukaryota; Metazoa; Chordata; Mammalia; Rodentia; Cricetidae
Gene: Sptssb
Product: serine palmitoyltransferase small subunit B
Biological process (GO): endoplasmic reticulum organization; ceramide biosynthetic process
Cellular component (GO): serine palmitoyltransferase complex
Molecular function (GO): serine C-palmitoyltransferase activity
Source: RefSeq, a predicted model, not a curated record
CUUCAGCUUCGGGGGACACCCUGCUUCCUGCAAGGAGGCACCCGCCGCCCAAUAGCGUGAGGCUCCCUCUGCGUAGCAUCGGAGCUCCCAUCCUGCUGAAAGUGUGUUGUGAGAAAGAGCAGAACGCUGCCAGGAGCUCAAAUUUGCGCUUCAGCACAAUCAGCACUGUGGAGCCUAUGCCGCCUCCCCUUCCUGGAGCUGAAUGGCAGAUGCAGCCCGAACGUUCAUUAAUUGAGAGGCUUCCGUCCCCUGACGCCCCUGGAUCUUGGACAGAAAAAAUCCCGGUCGGAUAUUUAGGAUGAGGAUACCCAGGCCCUCCGAACUUUUAACGCGCAGUCACGGAGUCAAAUGUAAGAAUUGCCUAGGAUGGAGAAGAAAGAGAUCGAUCGUGGUCUGGCUGCGGGUUUCCAGCGGAGAUGCUGCGAAGGGCACGCCUGCCCCGGAGCCGCUCCGUGCGUCUCUGCGGCACCCCGCCGCCUGCCGGCCCCCUUUUCCCAAUUUGUCCUCGGGCCGCAGUCGUCUGCGACUGAAUAAUUCCCUGCACUUGUGAGUGAACCCACACAAGUUCCCCAGGCACGGUCCUCCUACCUCUUUCCCCCAGGGAAGGGUGGGAGCAGUUUUUCCAACCGUAACCUUCCAACCACCUGGGGGAAGGUGACUGUUUUGGGAGGCCGAGGGAUUGUUUUACUGGGUCCAAGGCAGCAGAAUUAGCUGCCGAUGCUAAAGUGGUUCGUUUUCUUCCUUUGCUUUUUGACAAACGGUGGGCGGACCGAUGCCCGGGCGCGACCCCGGAGCUCACUUCGCUGCCGGACGCUGAGUUUCAGACUGCAGCCUUGCUCUGCGUACACCCAGGCCCCUUUGCCGCUCAUCGAGUGUGCGGACGGAUGAAUGCUGACAGGCAUCCUUUGAGCUUUGGUUAAAGCCCCAGCGUGCUCACCUUUGCAUCUCCUGGUUUUCUGCUAUCGCCGCUGCCUCCUCCUCCUUCUCUCCCCCUCCCCUCCCCCCUACUCUUCCCCCAUCCUCACCCUAUCAUCAGCACCACCACCAAAAGACGCGUCCCUUUGGCAGAGUCGAAGCUCCCCGCCGAAACGAAGAGGGAGGGAGACACCCAUCCCCCAUCUCCCAUCUCUGCCUAGGCUCCGGGUUUUACUGCAGCAAUCGGAGGUGACAGCGCCACCUCGGUCUCGGUAGCUCUCCGAGCCCCGGCUCCCUCCACCCCCCCUCCCCCUGUAUCGGGGAGGAAAGCGCCCCCUCCUGAGAGGCUAAUCUCCGGAGAAGUGCGAAGGAGCUACAGAAAAGCGAAUUUUAAAAAUGUAGAAGUCACUGGGCUGCAUUCCUCGGAGGACAGCCCAAUCCCCCAGGACUGAGUGUCAGCGCAUAGGAAGUUGGGACCUUAGAGCGAAGGGGGAGGGGAGUGGUGCAACCCCGCAUUCUCUUCUGGAAGGAGUCUUUGCAAGCCCUGCGGUUGGACACAAGUUUGCGUAAGAGUGUUUUCCUUUUGUCAAUUAUUAAUCACCGGAAUCAGUUUGGCAGAACUGGAGUUUUAGCAGUAGUGCAGAGGGCGGGGCCCGAACACCUAACUCUUGGGGCCUCCCCUGCGCCCGGCGCAGUGGCAAGCUAACAGCAGCUGGGGAGAAGCCAGAGCAUCCAAGCUCACACAAAGGCAGGAGUCACAGAUGAAGAGAUAAAGGCCAGAGAAGAGAAGCCACCUGCACCAGAUCACGCAGAAAAGAAACGCACCGGCACUCCAGCCUGGACCCCUGCUCAGGAAGACUUCCCACAGUUUGAGGAGGAAUCAUGGAUUUCAAGAGCGUGAAGGAGUAUUUAGCCUGGCUCUACUAUCAAUACCAAAUCAUCAGCUGCUGCGCCGUCCUGGAGCCCUGGGAACAGUCUAUGUUCAACACCAUCUUACUCACCAUUGUUGCCAUGGUCGUCUACACCGCCUAUGUCUUCAUCCCCAUCCACAUCCGCCUGGCCUGGGAAUUUUUCUCCAAAAUAUGCGGAUAUCACAGUUCAAUUUCUAACUGAUCUCUCUGGAAUCCUGAGAAAGGGCAUGACGGGUUCGCGUGGCUUACAGCUUGUCGACCUAGGGGACUGCGGCAUCUUUCACCUCUGACCUGACCAGCGCCCUCUCUAUGCACCCGCGUCCUGCCUGGAGUCUGAGCUAGGUGUCCUCCCAGUCGCUUUGGUCCAUGCAGCAUGGUGUGUGUCCGAUGAUAGGAAACGCAAUGACUUCACCCCGUACCCCACAUGCGCUCGACUCAACUCCGUGGCGUUAGAUUUCUGUUGGAGAUCAGGAUGCUUUCAAAUACAACUUUCCCGGGAAAUAGGCUUGUAAGAAACCCGACAGAGUCGUAUUUAAAACACUCUCUUCAUAUUAUUCUAUACUAAGGGAUGCGUUACAGAAAGUAUUCUUCAUAGGCGACUGUCAAAAGUACCUGCUCUUGUUUACAAUCUAUUAAAGAUGUGAAUUUAAAAAAACCCAAACCUUUAAAGUCUUAUUUUCUGGUAAAUAGCCAAUACCCCAAAUUAUUUUUUUCUUCUUUUUAAAAUUUUCUUUAUAUUGGUUUUGCCUAAAAUUCUUUUACUUCAAAUGCAAAAAAAUAGGCCAGGGACCAUUAUUUUCUUUUAGGUAUGGUUCAGGCAUUGUUUCAAAUGCCUCUGAAAUCUGACUUUAUCAUAGCUUUAAAUGAACUAUGAUUAUUAACUAAACAAGUAAAUAUUGUACUAGAGA